AUUGCAUUGUAAGUAUACACACAGCACCCCGGGGUUAGAGCCCUCUUUAUCAUAACAAAGCAAACAACAAAAGAAACCAUAAAGCUGCUUGUUGCCUAGAGCCCGUAUACGCGAUUCACCGCACCUGUGUAUAGUUUUAUACCAACAUCAUUUAUACCAGCCUAGUGGGCCGGUUCUGACGGAAGUUGUACCGGAAUAAUUUCCGCCGGGCGAGGAAUCCUUCGUUGAAAAUGCGAAUUCGUUGAUUAGUUUAUGAUUAUCCUGUCAAAUCGUCGAUAUAUUUGAGCAUCUGAGAUUCGAGAUUGUGAGCAUGGCAACUGGACACAUUCUACCGGGUUAUGGGAAUCCCGUAUCACGAUUCCGGUCGAAAUCGGCCGACCCAACCAUGACGGGGUACCGGUACCGCACCCCGGGAGGCACGGCGCUGGACGCCCCGGAGUACCAGGCGAUCAAAGCCGACGCGAGGGAUGCGUGGACGGAAGACCAAAUUGACUGGAAUAAAACACCUCAUAAGAAGCCCACGACCUACGCACAUAGUUUUUACAGGAAGGAGAAUGUGACGGAAGAAAAACUUGCGGAAAUGAGACCAACCUCUCCCCUUAGAAGAAAUAAACCCCAUCCUAAAAAUGUGUUCCUGACUUGCAAUCUCCAGAAGGUGCCCGGUUACCAUGACGCCCAUGCAGCGAUGGGGAAAGAACUGGGCACGGUUCAUGGCUUUCAGAAUCCUGAUACCACCAUCAGAGAAGAUGUUUACCAAGUUGAUUCCUUAUGUUCACCAGCUGAGCAGAGGGAUAGAUCUCAUCUCAGGCACAAGUACAUGGCGAGACCACGCACUGCAGGUGUGCUCGCAUAUCACACAGACUCGAGUACCAGAAGAGUCAUCAAUGAUCCUUGGUCUGCACAGGCAGCUGAAGCCUGGAUGAAGCUUGCUAAUGAAAGAGAUCGUAAGGCGGUGCGUAACAUGAUAGAGAGGGCGAGUGUAAGGGGGCUCCAGAUCAGCCAUAGAGAUCACCGGGAACCCGUCCCUCACAAGGCCUCGUCACAUCGGUUCCUGAAGGCAGCAGGAGCAGGGGAAGCGAAAUCCGUGGAUAUGCUCAUGCAGACCCUGAACAGCAAGCCGAAAUCGGUCCCGAUGAGCGGCCCUCAUUAUCACAUCACCGACUACAGCAAUCUCACGGAGCCCAACUACAUCAGGGUCAAGCCCAAACACGUGCGCACAGAUUAUGUUAUACACCCAGGCUUUCAUCCUUGAGGGCACGUGCAAACACACACUGAUUUCUAUACAAACACCCUGGAUACCUCAUUGCAUGACUCUAUGGGGGCCAUCUUGGUACUCCCAACCUACUUGUUUAUUGUAGAAUUACAUAUGUACAGUUAAACCUGUCUAUUAAGGAUACCCAUGGGAAACAGAAAAAGUGGCCACUGGAGACGGAUGGCAGUUAUAGACAGGUUAUAUAAUACAUCACAUGACUUUAUGGAGGCCAUCUUGGUACCACCAACCUACUUGUUUUUGUGUGAUACAGUCAAACCUGUCUAUUAAGAACACACUUAGGAAACAGAUAAAGUGGCCACUGGAAAUCGGUGGCAGUUAUAGACAGGCUCUGUAACACAUUCCUUUCAAAUGGGAGACAAUAUUAAUGGACACUAAAGACAGAUUCUUACUACAGACAGUUGGCCUGUAUAUACUUGUUCUGUUACAUGUAUUCAUUUUGAAUGGAAGAUAAAUUAGAUGGCCACUAAAGACAGCUAGGUUCUUAUAUCCUACAGACAGGUGACUGCUAAAUCAGGUUUGACUAGAAAUAUAUAUACUUCUACAUGUAGGUGAAAUUGCUCAUGUACAGUUUGUGAACUGAUGAUUUUUGAGGUUUUAGGUACUUGAUGCUCGCCAUUCUUUUGCAGGCAUUUUAUUUUGUCUUUCGCACAAAUGCGUGAAAAACGUGCAUUCAUCGUACAAAAAUUUAUGGCGUCUUGCUUAUAGUCUGUGCUGCGCCUAAAGAUGCUAUGUGUUUUUUGUAAAUGUAAGUGUAAGGAUUAGAGUGAUUGAAUGUGGGCGCACGGUUUAGUGGUUCUGACUCUUUGUCUUUUAAAACAAGGGUCAUGGGUUCGAAUCCCAGCCAUGGCGUGUUUCCUUCACAGCAAAAAUUUACCCACCUAUUGUGCGGCACCGUCACGUCACCCUGGUGAGGUGAAUGGGUACCUGGCAGGAUUAAUUCCAUGAAUGCACAGCUCAAGCUAAACCAGGGGUAUUCAAAAUAAGGCGCCUUGGAAUAGAUUCUUAUUUCUAGAUAGAUGGCACUCUUUAAAUGCCUAUGUAUUGAUAAUGAUAGCAGGGCCCACUGGGAGAACGGUUUUCGGAACUGAAGUGGCUACCCUGGGUAAAUAUGCCGUUAUUAUUAUUGAUGUUUGGAUGUUAAAACCCUAUAGCACAAAACAUAUAUAUUCUGAUGGAAGCUCAGAAAAAGCUGUAUUUUUUUAAUUAUGGCAUUGGUGCAACCUCAGGUUGUCUAAAGUCUAACCACACACCUUACGACUAGUCUACUACCCGUUAGAGGAACAAAAUUAUGACAUUUCUAAGCAUAUCAACAUACAAAAUCUUUUUAGAGGUGCAGGAUAACAAUCAGAACCCUUUUAUCAACAUUUUAGAUAAUUGCAAUUAACUCUUUAGUUCAAUUUGCUAACGAUCGUAGGUAAUUGUACGAUUGCUGAGACAUCAUUGCAAUUCUCAAUUGAAUUUGCUCCAAUAAUUAUGAAGAGGAGUGAAAUAGCAAAUAGUAUUCAUUUACAUAUUCAUUUGAUGAUUCAGAACUUUUGUAUGUAGUUUGUUCCUGAUUUAAUCUUCUCAUGAUUGAAAAGUUGGGUCGAAGGCCAAUCGUAAGGUAUGUGGUGGCCUUCAAAAUGGUCUCUCAAUUCAUGUAGAUACCCCCUCCUAGGCAAAAAGGCUUACUUCUAAUGUCAGGACUUUGACAAACUUUUUGGUUGCACUCGAAGUGUCUUCUUGUUGAUAAACUUGAACAUCACUAGUUGCAGAUGCAGCAGAUUAUCUGAAGUAGUUUUAUGCAAUAUUGCAAUCUCAUUUCUUGAAGCUUAUUAAGUGAUGCAUAUUGUGCAAAGGAUAUUAUUUUGUAUGAAAGUAUAAUAUUUGGAUGUUUAUAUAUACAUAUAUAUAUAUUUGCAGAUAGUUUGUAAAUAAUAUGGAUUGGCUUUGAGAGAGAUGACAAAUUAAGACUUCAGCUCAAAUUUUUUAAGAAAAAUACCAUUGUCGAACAAGUUAUUUGUAUAAGUCAAGGCAAUUUCUUUAGACAAUAUUAUGCAAAAUGUGAAUUUCAAACACAAAUGGCACGCUGAGAAUUUUGUGUUGGUGUUAAUAUGUGUAUGAUCUAUUGAAAAGAUAAGUACAGUGUUGUAUAGACUGUCAUGUGAGCAGAUAAUCAUAUUAUGUCUGACAUGAAAUUUCAUCAUUGGCUCACUUGGGUAGUGAGAUACAUGUAUAGCCAUUGUUUAUUUGUCUGUAUCAACAUCAAUUCAAGGUUAAGUUUUUGUUAUGUCAUCUUAAUUAAGUAUUGAUAAUCAUGUCAGGGCAGUGUGUUACGAUAAUGAAGACACAUGAACAAAUAAUUAGCUAUUACGAACAAAGUUUUAUUAAUAAGAAAUCAGAAAUGGCUUGCAUAAAUUUUGGCUCGGAGAUAUACUAGGUAUUCCAAAAGAUUAGUCCAAAUGGGCUAGUAAAAACUCUUUGGGUAGUAGUCCACAAUGCUGACGAUAUUAAAAAUUAUGUUGAGAUGUGAAGACUUAUCAAAGGCGCUGAACUGUGCUAAAAUGUUCGUAAAGACAAAGUUGGGUUUCAGCGAUCACUGGGUUAAAAUUGUUCUCUUCAACAGGUGAUCUUAAUGAGAACUGAUAAUGACUGUUUUUGUAUACUACAAUUACUACAAUUAAUCACAUGUUUCUACCUACAUGUAUUCUUUUUAAUUCGCCCCUGAAUUCACCUCAUUCAAACCAAUCCAAGUUGUCAAAUGCACACACAUUAGUCCAUCUUUGAAACUUUGCACAUAACUUUAUGAACUGGUUUCAAAUUAAGUUGAAAUUUGGUAUGUACAUUGUUUAUGCCUAAAGAUAUACAGAACUUUCAAGAGAGCAGAGCUAUCAACUAUUUUAGGUGUGUGUUGUGUUAUACCACAAAAAACUUGCAAAGGAAACAAAACAUAUUAUGGUUCAUCAUACAACUGGAUUUGAGUAUAUAUGAAGUAUAUCUUUCUUGUCAACUGAAGUGGAAUAAAGUAGAAUAAUUAUGUCGGUCAUCUGAACAAAUUUAAAUUAAAAAAAUGUAUGUUUAUAAAUCAUGGCAA
Messenger RNA from Lytechinus pictus (painted urchin), 4346 nucleotides. RefSeq lists its product as uncharacterized. The record is from RefSeq and is a predicted model, not a curated record. The transcript is spliced from 6 exons. Lineage: Eukaryota; Metazoa; Echinodermata; Echinoidea; Temnopleuroida; Toxopneustidae. The coding region runs from base 311 to 1252 and encodes 313 amino acids.